Messenger RNA from Clavispora lusitaniae ATCC 42720, 882 nucleotides. RefSeq names its product Med18p (gene MED18). Gene Ontology annotation, cellular component: mediator complex; core mediator complex. Gene Ontology annotation, biological process: termination of RNA polymerase II transcription; regulation of transcription by RNA polymerase II. NCBI's taxonomy places the organism in Eukaryota, Fungi, Ascomycota, Pichiomycetes, Serinales, Metschnikowiaceae. The record is from RefSeq and is a predicted model, not a curated record. Gene Ontology annotation, molecular function: transcription coregulator activity.
AUGCUCCGCCGUUUGGCUAUUCCUUUACACAAGCAAGCACUCAUCUUCAUCAUGGGCACUCAACUACUUCUUUGUGCUAGCAUCCCGCACAGUAAAUACGUGCAAACUGUUUCUACUCUCGAAGCAUUGACCGGGAUUCUCCGGCCCCAGGAGAUAUCUACGUACACUCUAUUGACCAAGCCACACAAUGUCUUCAAGCCCAAGUUUGAGCCUGGAAAAGUCAACCAGAUAGAACAGUACUAUAUGAAAUGCACCACAAUAUGGAAUGAUGAAGCGUCGCAUUUCGACUUGUCUCAGCCUGUGACGGAGGACACUCAGAUUUUAGUACAGCAACUUUUUACUGGAGAAGAAGUAAAACACUGGACAUUCCAAAUCUCAGAUCUUCCGAACGCGGGAAAGAAUACAGUGCUGGUCCACAACUACCAUGAAAGUACAUUGGUGCACCAUCACACAAAGGGAGAGGAUACGGCAGCAGAAGAGAAGAAUGAAGGGGCUGAAUUGAUGGAAAUCGAUGCACCUAAGACACACAAGGACUCCUUCCUUCAGUUUCUAGAAGCAUUGGGCUACGAUGUGGUUAAUCAAUACUGGAUCAAGGGGAUCCGUUUCUUCUACGGCGACAUUGUCAUUGAAAUCUUCAAAGUGUUUAUUCGUGACGACGAUGAGCCUGCGGUCAAUCUGCGCUUGAAACUCAAGCUUCUCGACAGCUCCAAUACUUUUCAAAUCAAAACGUAUCUCAACUUUCCGAAAGGUGCCAGCGUUGAUCUUCUCACACAAGGAACAAAAGACUUGGCCAAACUCAAAGAAUCUUUAGCCAACCUUUUUGAACUUGAGGUGCCAGAUCGCAUGUUCAUGGAUACAAGAGUGGCACGGGUAACCCCAUAA